Molecule: messenger RNA, 534 nt
Organism: Arachis stenosperma
Lineage: Eukaryota; Viridiplantae; Streptophyta; Magnoliopsida; Fabales; Fabaceae
Product: uric acid degradation bifunctional protein TTL-like
Exons: 4
Coding region: 1-534 (177 amino acids)
Source: RefSeq, a predicted model, not a curated record
AUGAUUGAGGCCUCCCCGUUCUCCUCACUCGAGCAAUCAAGGUCAUUCGCAAGAGACCUGUGGUUCAACAAGUUGCCCAUUCAGUCAUGGCUGGACACAUUCUCAGCACACAUGCACUUAUGUGAUGCUAUUACUAUUGCAAGUGGGGAUAUUAGGGAGGCAUUGCUUCAAUUCGCAACAAAGUACCGAAAAAAAUUCGGCUUCGGGUUCGUCACCAGCACGAACCUGCGCCUUUCGCAACAAAUACUGGUGGAGGUGCAGGCACGAUAUCAGAAUAGUCUGCAGGUUGAACUUGAAACGGCGUCUCGGGAGGAAUUCACUCUUAUAGAAAGAGGUCUUACGAAACUAUGGGAACGUUUGUCUCGGGAAAAGACUCUAGAUGUUUCGGAAGAGACCGGCGAGGUAGUUCAAGAUUCGAUGCUCGAAGAAGACGUUGCGCCAGAUAGUUCUGAUGAGGUUGUCUCUAAAGGACACCAACCUUCCAUCAUAACCUUUGACCUCAAUAAAACUCCAGAGGAGAAUGAUAUUUGCUGA